GGGAAGGAGGAAGGAACGGUGUUAAUUAGGGCUUCAGAGUCGGGUCGCCCCUCCUCUCUCCCUCCGGUCGAUCGAUGAACAGAUUGGCAGACGCGGGAAGAUGUCUCUCUUUCGGCCCCCUCCCCCACCCUCUCCAAACCCCCUCUCGUAUCGUCUCAAUUCAUCGCUUCUCUGACCAUACGAGACUCCGAUAGGGUUUGAUUGUCCCUGGACUGAAGCGAGGUCAAGCUCGUAUCUAUUCUCGAUCCCCCUUCUUCCUUCUUUUGCAAUUGAUGCCGAUGGAUGCGGCAGUGCUGGAUGACAUCAUACGGCGGCUUUUGGAGGUCAAGGGCGGUCGGACUGUCAAGAACGCGCAGCUGACGGACGCAGAUAUCCGGCAGCUCUGUGGUGCGUCGAAGGAGAUCUUUGUCAGCCAGCCCAAUCUGCUGGAGCUUGAGGCGCCCAUCAAGAUAUGCGGAGAUAUUCAUGGCCAAUAUACUGAUCUUCUACGGCUUUUUGAAUAUGGUGGGUACCCACCUGAAGCAAAUUAUUUGUUCCUUGGGGAUUAUGUUGAUCGUGGUAAGCAGAGCAUAGAAACCAUAUGUCUACUCCUUGCAUACAAGAUUAAGUACCCAGAGAACUUCUUCCUUCUAAGGGGUAAUCAUGAAUGUGCUUCGAUUAAUCGUAUAUAUGGGUUUUAUGAUGAGUGCAAGAGAAGAUAUAAUGUUCGUUUGUGGAAAGUUUUUACGGAUUGUUUCAACUGCCUUCCGGUUGCUGCACUUGUUGAUGACAAAAUAUUAUGUAUGCAUGGGGGUCUAUCUCCUGAAUUAAAUAGUUUGGACCAGAUCCGAAAUAUUGCUCGUCCAAUAGAUGUUCCAGACCAAGGUCUUCUUUGUGAUUUGUUAUGGUCAGACCCUGACAAAGAUAUUGAGGGAUGGGGAGAAAACGAUAGAGGCGUCUCUUAUACUUUUGGGCCUGACAUAGUAGCUGAGUUUCUUCAGAAGCAUGAUCUAGAUCUCGUCUGUCGAGCUCACCAGGUUGUGGAAGAUGGUUAUGAAUUUUUUGCAAAGCGGCAGCUGGUGACGAUAUUCUCUGCCCCAAACUAUUGUGGGGAAUUCGAUAAUGCUGGUGCUAUGAUGAGCGUAGAUGACACUCUGACAUGUUCAUUUCAAAUUCUUAAACCAGCCGACAAGAAAAAGGGGUUUGGGAAUAAUCUGUUAAAACCAGGAACACCUCCCAGAAAGGGAGGGAAAGGUUGAGAUAUGAGGUCAUUCAACGUGGGUUCUACGUUUGGGAUCCCCAGAAGCUUUGCCGGAGGAGACGACUGCGUGCCACUCGUGGAGGUGGGAAUUGGAUGACAGAAUCUGAUACAUUUUAUGAUUGUUAUGACUUGCCCGAGUGCUAAACGUGUAAAGUUAUUUGUUUGUGUUAGCACAUGUGCUUUUUACUACUGUUGUUACGACUCAUCAACAUGCCAAUCAUCAGCAUCUGAUGUUGAAUUCUCCA
Molecule: messenger RNA, 1485 nt
Organism: Musa acuminata AAA Group (dessert banana)
Lineage: Eukaryota; Viridiplantae; Streptophyta; Magnoliopsida; Zingiberales; Musaceae
Product: serine/threonine-protein phosphatase PP1
Exons: 4
Coding region: 273-1238 (321 amino acids)
Cellular component (GO): cytoplasm; nucleus
Molecular function (GO): protein serine/threonine phosphatase activity
Source: RefSeq, a predicted model, not a curated record